ACUGAAAACUAGAUGCAGUCCAAAGUUUUUCUUCCAAAAGAUAUGUGCACUUCUGCAUAACAGCUGAUAACACCCUAUUCCCCAUGUUACUCAAAUAAUUCAGAGUGAAGUUCAAAGUUCCUAUCUGACCGUGCGACUGACUGAACUCUUCCACACAAGUGCGAUACAUUUGUACUUUUCCGCAGCAUAGUCCUCAAUGGAAUCAGCAUGGCAGAGAGUGGAAUCAAUGCACCACUGGAUUCUGGAGAAUGGGGAUAAGCGGACGGACCCAUGGCUUCUAAUCUACUCUCCUGUACCGAUCAUCUGUAUAUUUUUGUGCUAUCUUGGUAUUAUUUGGAUUGGAACCAAGCUUAUGAAACACAAGGAACCAAUGAACAUAAAAGCAGUGCUUAUUGUGUACAACUUUGCCAUGGUCGGUUUGUCCAUUUACAUGUUCCAUGAGUUCUUCGUUACAUCUUGGCUGGCAAACUACAGUUUUCUGUGUCAACCUGUGGACUACAGCCCCAGCCCACUAGGAAUGAGGAUGGCCAGUGUGUGCUGGUGGUUCUUCUUCUCUAAAGUAAUUGAGCUUAGUGAUACAGUUUUUUUUAUCCUAAGAAAAAAGAACAGCCAGCUCACUUUUCUACAUGUGUAUCAUCACGGAACUAUGAUCUUCAACUGGUGGGCAGGAGUUAAAUUUGUGGCGGGAGGUCAAUCAUUUUUUAUCGGGCUGCUGAACACCUUUGUUCAUAUAGUGAUGUAUUCUUACUAUGGCUUGGCGGCCCUGGGGCCUCACAUGCAGAAAUAUCUGUGGUGGAAACGCUAUCUCACCUCACUGCAGCUGGUCCAGUUUGUCUUGAUGACUAUUCACACUGGAUACAACCUCUUCACCGAGUGUGAUUUUCCUGAUUCCAUGAAUGCAGUUGUGUUCGCAUACUGCGUCAGCCUCAUUAUACUUUUCAGCAACUUUUACUUCCAGAGCUACAUAACCAGGAAGAGCAAGAAGUUUUAACAGCGUUGGUCCACAUGAUGAGCAGAGGACUCGCCCGUCUUUUGAUAGACUAAUUUGUCCAUUGCUGUUCUCAUUGUAGUCCUGCCUCAGCUAUGUUUAGUAAUCAGGACUGAAAAUUUGGUGAAACCAUUUACCUCAUAUCUAAUUUGGUUUGUAAAUGACUUAUCCAAUAAAGAUGUGACAUCUCUUAUUAUUCCUUUUUGCAUUUUGGAACAUCAACCGAAAUAAAUUGAACUGUAAUUUCAUUUUAAAUAAGAUGGAACAUUAUCGUUUUGCAUGGUUUAAAACAGCUUUUGUACUGUCUUAUAAAUUGUGUGUUUCUAUUAACAACAGCGAAGUGCACUAGAUGGCACUAUUUACGUAUCUUGACCGCAGCUGCCUCAGACGAUGUUCUCGCGCAAAUUCUCGCGAUAAUUAGCAAAGUCGAAGGCACCCAGAAAUGGUUAAGCAUUUCGUAAUAACCUCAAUAACGCAGGUCUUUCUUCCGCCUUUGCGACACUUUAUGAACCCUAAAUUUACAAUCACA
Molecule: messenger RNA, 1517 nt
Organism: Sinocyclocheilus anshuiensis
Lineage: Eukaryota; Metazoa; Chordata; Actinopteri; Cypriniformes; Cyprinidae
Product: elongation of very long chain fatty acids protein 4-like
Exons: 8
Coding region: 197-991 (264 amino acids)
Biological process (GO): very long-chain fatty acid biosynthetic process; sphingolipid biosynthetic process; fatty acid elongation, monounsaturated fatty acid
Cellular component (GO): endoplasmic reticulum membrane
Molecular function (GO): fatty acid elongase activity
Source: RefSeq, a predicted model, not a curated record